CUUCUUUCAUCUUCUUUCAUCUACACUGCGUAUAGGCGACUUGCCAGAAGGUUUCAAGAAACAAAAAACAUCGCAAACUUGCAGCAAAUCCUUUCCUUUUGUCUUUUUCAUGGAUGUUCCCAAAAACUGCCACUCCUCGGUCUAUAUAAUGCCUCGAUGUCUCAGUGCAAAAGUUCUACAUCAGCAUCGACUUGGUCGACCACUUCUUCGCUAUGUACUCUCAGCCAGCUGCUGCAAACUACUACUCUCCUCCCGCUCAACAACAGAAGCAACGGGGCUAUCGUAUCUGUGAUCAGUGUGGCGCCGUCGAAACGCCUGCGACGAGGUUUCGUUUGUGUGGGGGCUGCGUACGUCGCCGAUCGUCGACUAUUCUAAUAAUUGGCUCAUAUCAAUGUCUUCUCUAUCUCAGAUGAUUACUCAGUACUGUUCCCAGGAAUGUCAAAAAAUUCACUGGCUAGGUCACAAGCCCAUAUGCCAACACACAAGAGCUGAAAAAGAAAAGGUUUCCGCUUCAUAUGCGCUCUCUCCAGAUGAAAAUAUCGUCAAAAACCUUCGGAAGUUUACCUCUGCGCACACGGCGAUACUCGGGUGGGCCGGUUUUCAAGCCUUACAACUCAAGCGUGUCCCUUCGAAUAUAAGGCAGAGCGCUCUCCUGAUCCAGCUUACCCCACGAAAUCACCCGCAAUCACAUUGCCGCUUCUCGAUCACAUCCACACAUAUCGUCAAUCCACGAAAACACAUCCGCGAUCCCCUAGUGUUGAAUGAUAUUCGGGAACGGGAAGAAAGGUGCCGCCGAAAUGGCGGUAUCGGUACCCUAGUGAUCAUCCUCCAAUGCAACGACAUAUCCCAAGUUAUGCCUGUUGAAGUUGAUCCACCUUCGAAGAUCACCUGGGAUACUCGGGAGGAUUGGUUAGAGGUCCUUCACCAUUUUGUUGAUUCGGGACGGACGGACUUUAAGCCUAUCUCCACGACGCAGAGAGGGGUUUAUUACGGAUAGAUUUCGGUCCCUCGUCGUUAUGUUUUCGAUCUUCGACCUCGUGUAGUUUAACCCUCAACAUCGACUGUGUACUGCUACUUUCGUGUUUUGUUUUUUGUGACCCUAGGUUCCGUGUUGUGUCUUUAUGAUAAUGAACUUUUCGCAUUCGGA
Molecule: messenger RNA, 1147 nt
Organism: Marasmius oreades (fairy-ring Marasmius)
Lineage: Eukaryota; Fungi; Basidiomycota; Agaricomycetes; Agaricales; Marasmiaceae
Exons: 4
Coding region: 392-997 (201 amino acids)
Source: RefSeq, a predicted model, not a curated record